AUGGCAGCCAGUCGAAUAAACCCCAAUCGCCCACUCAUCCGCCUCUCCCCCGUCCACUCCCGCAAUAACUCUCGGUCAACCUCGCCUGAAAGACCUGCUCCUCUUUACCAGAAACUCGACCCUCUCCUCAGCAACCUCUCCCCCGAAUCAACUCUCCACGCCCUCACCUCUACCGAUGCUGUACCCUUCAACGAGAAAGGCGCCCAUGACAUCCUCUCCCAGAGUAUCUCCCAGGUUUCGCCUGCGGAGCGCGCCCUGGGUAUACGCGCAGCUGUAGCAGCUCAGAAUUUGGACCUGUGGCACAAGGAGGUGCAGUCGUGGGAAUGGCCGAACCAGCAGGACACGAAGCUUGGAAAGGGCUUUAUUCCUCCAGAGGCAUCUACUCAGCCUAGCGACUCCCCUUCCAUCGUGCCUCCUAGUAACCCGGACGAUGAUUACUAUGGAAGCUUGCCAGCCAGCGGGGUGGAACGAUAUGAAAGGAGAAUCGAGGAGAUCCGCGAUGGAAUGGACGAUCUCAACGUGGAGGAAUUGAAGGAACACGUUUUGAAUGCCCACAUUCCUUCCAGGUCUCGGCCCUCGUCUGCCACGAGUUGCGUGUCUGCGCCCCCGCCGCUCAGUUAUGUGCAGCUCAGUGACUUUACGGCUGUUAUCACUGCGACCAUCCUCCGUGCUCUUCCUUUGCUUUCUCGACUCAAUGCUCUGCUUAGUACCUGGGAUGUCCGUCUGCUUGUUCUACGCCAGAUUCCUGGUUUGCUCAGGGAGCUGAGCAUUACCCGGUCCGCCCUUGAUUCCUCCCUUGACUCAUUGCGGUCCCCGCAGUCUUCAGCUGAUCCGAGUCGAUACUCCGACGCGUCCUUGGUUACUGAUCAUGUCAGAUUGGAGUCCGCGGUUGUUGCUGUUGGACGGCGGAUGGAUCGCGUUCUCGAUGCUUUGGAGGGUCGCCCGGAUUCCUUGCCUGAACAUUGGAUUGAUGAUCUAGAACGUAUUGAGUCGGACUUCGCUGCUUGGGUGGUCGAGGCUGAAAAGUACAAGGUUCACAACCAGUGGUUGCGUACUAAGCAGGAAUUGAAGGUUGAGACACCGACACUCUCCCAGUCUGAGCCCGAGAAGCCAUUGGAGGAAACACAGCGGGAUCCAGUUUCCGUUGGAGCUCUCUCGGAGCCAGCGAGUAAUGAAGAGAAACCUGUCUUAAUCAAGUUUCAGGGUCAAUGUGGCCUCGAAGGUCCAUUCCAUAAAACUCUCAACCUUACACAACCAUCUGUGGAACAUACAACGGUUCCUGUGGACAAGCCAUCUCCUCCGGCUUCUAUCCAUGAACAAUCACCCGAAGCAAAGACCUCAGCAUCUGCGGCGACAUCCCCAGCACAAGAUAAACAAGAGGUCCCGGCCCCUGUGGCUGUGGCCGAGGAUCUCACAACCCCAACACAGGCGGAAUUCCCAUUGAGUAUUUUGUCACUCAAUGGACAACUCUCGGCAGGCUUGACACCUCGUGCAAAAGGAUCUGUUUCGGAAAACAAAGAGAACAUCCCUCCUUCCAUUCCCCAGACCGAUGGAUCUUGGUCGCCUCCUCGGACUUUGACCAUGGCAAGUGCAUUGACUGAACACAAGGAUGUAUUUGAAGACCCAUUCGCUCGAUCUUCUACAGCUGAAGCCAAGACCCAGCUCCCAGCAGUCACUGUCUCUACCGAUGUUUCACCUGUUGAAGAUGCGAAUGUUUCUACUAGUGGCAACGGUCUGCGAUCUGAGAUUGCAAGUGGUAUCGAGGCAGAGCAAGUGCAUGUUCCCCGGUCCGUCACCGAAACCAGUCCCAAGUCUCAUCUCGUCAAUCGAUCUAUUGCACAAGACUCUCAAACACCCGAGGACGUUCCACACGAGCGUGACGUUCAGACAGCUGGAAUAUUCUCCCCCGACCUGCCCUCGGGUCCAUCGUAUAUACGCAUGCCUCGUGUCAGGUCUUCUGUCAAGAACUCUUCCCAAACCACUGUGGCUGUAGACUCUGCUUCUCGCCCCAAUUCUGCAGGAUUGAAAUCCCAGAUCCCCAAUCCAGCGAAGACAGCAGACACCCCACGCACAGUUCGGAAACCGCUACAAAGUCCUAUCAAGCUCUCCAAAAAUCGAUCAGGAAGGUUGAGCCUUGACAAGGAGCCCGAGCUGUCACCGAAGAUCACCCACCGUCGCCGGACCUCUACUGGAUCUGUGCGUUCCUUGCUCUCGGACCACUCUUCCCUCAUCUCCAGCCCUGACGCUCCGGGGUUGCGGACUGCUUCCUCAAACGAAACACCCAUUAGCGCCCCAUCUCAUCCCGAAUCGGCACACCCUCCCCCUUCACAUGGUGACCAUACCUUGAGAGAGGAUCGUCUGCGUCGCUUGGAGAAUCUCAAGCCUGAUCUCCGGGUCUCCUUCCAGCAGAAUCGCACUGUCAGUCUGCCUCUUGAGCGCUUUAUCAACGAGCGAUUGGAGAUGGGCCUAGGAGGCGAGUCAGCAGAUGUUUCUUCGAGGCAGCCCAUCAAAGCCUCUACCACAUCUGUUGGCUUGCCUAAACUUGUCAAGUCUCGGAGCAAGAACACAGACCAGGAUUCUGUUGUGUCUUCGCAGGGACCACGUAUCCCGACGCGUCGUCCCCAACUUUCUCGGGGCAAGUCUGCAUCUGAUUUGCGCACCCAAAAUGAAAAGCUGAAGGCUGCCGAACACAACCGAAAUGCAUUCACGAGGAACUCUGCUCACCGAGUCAUCGAACCUCUGACUCAGCCCAAGUCUCUCCGAUUGCGACAGCGAUUGACUGCUCAUCCGAGUCUUGAAAGCCUGGGCAUGAAGAGACAAGAGCUGUCUUAUGUAGAGGAGCAUGAAUCGGAGCUCACUGAUUUCGGAUCCCGCGCCUCCUCGCCGACAAAGCAUAUGAGACAGCCCCGAGACCAAAUGGACGAACGGAUCAGCUCCAUUCUCAAUACGUUGCCUGGUCGUAUUCAAUUGGUCGACUCUAACCACGAAGCAGACACGUCUUCAUCAUCAUCUUCUGCGGAUCGAAGAAUGCGAUACCGGUCAGAAUCACCUACUGGUCCUCCAACUCGUAGCACUACUCCUGCCCCCUCUCUGAUGUUGAUGCCUGCUGCCCGAAGACGUUCCCAUGCCUUCAAGACAGAAGAUAGCUGUGUCAAGCUCUAUCACCUCCAUCACGGAGGCCAAUCGGCGCCGACCAAACUGUUCGUUCGCACCGUUGGCGAAGCCGGCCAGCGAGUCAUGGUUCGCGUCGGUGGCGGAUGGGCUGACUUGGGUGAAUACCUUCGCGAAUACGUUAUCCACCACGGCCGUCGCAAGGUGUCUGAGACUCCUCGUGUCGAAGUGCAAGGCAUCCGAACUCGCUCCUCUCCAUCUUACUCCUCGCCGGGUACCAUGCUCACCCCGGGCACUUCAUCAUAUCUCACCUCCGGCCGGGCCACCCCCUCCCGGCCUCAGUCUGUGCUCAGUGCCAGACCCCCUUCAUCGCUUACCGUCCGCAAGACGCGACGAAGCUCCAAUGCAUCCGAUGUCGCCGGUACUCGUGCAGUCACCACCGGCCAUCUGCAUUCUUUCACUUCGCCUCCACCUCCCGUCCCCCCUCUCCCCGCCUCAGGCGGCAGACGACUCUCAGUCUCUUCAGGCUAUUCAAUCGCAGAAUCGCAUUCCCCUGCCAACAAUGUUAUCCCUUCCAUACUCCAGGAAUCCCGUGCCACUCCGCUGGGCUUGGCUGGCCCAAGGCCGCGUGCACGAUAUGAAUCCAUGAGCCCGGAGGGUGAAGCGUGGGUCGAAGAUGUUCUUCAAAAGACUCGUCGCUCCAGCUCGCACAACCCACCACCGAUCGGACUUGGUCUGAUAGAGCACGAUGACAACCGAUCUGAGAUUGGAGAUGCUGGGAUUAGGUACUCCCUACCUAAAGUCCGCAGUAUCGACGAGAUCGGAUCUAUUGGCACGAGUCGACGCGUCGUGUUGAGAGGGCUUGGUAGUCGCAGGUCAUAA
Molecule: messenger RNA, 3993 nt
Organism: Penicillium arizonense
Lineage: Eukaryota; Fungi; Ascomycota; Eurotiomycetes; Eurotiales; Aspergillaceae
Product: GAS2 domain protein
Exons: 2
Coding region: 1-3993 (1330 amino acids)
Molecular function (GO): microtubule binding
Source: RefSeq, a predicted model, not a curated record